This is a messenger RNA of Triticum dicoccoides, 458 nucleotides long. RefSeq names its product protein piccolo-like. The transcript is spliced from 4 exons. Lineage: Eukaryota; Viridiplantae; Streptophyta; Magnoliopsida; Poales; Poaceae. Bases 75 to 458 code for a protein of 127 amino acids. The record is from RefSeq and is a predicted model, not a curated record.
GUGAGGAGGAGGAGUGGCAAUCUGACGGCGAGGAGGAAGAGGUUGAAGACGGCUCGAGCGAGGAGGAGGAGGAAAUGGAAGUCGAUCCUCCUCGGAUGGAAAGGCGAUCCAAGCUCGCCCACAACCCCGCGAGGGAGGCCGUUGUGCCGUCGACAAAGCACCCUCGGACGGCCUCUCUGGCGCCGACUGAAAAGGCGCCGAAGCAUCCGCGGGCGGAUUCAUCAAAGCCGCCAAAGGCCUUGCCCAAGAUGAAAAUGGCCAUUCCCACCAUCUCCGGUGCUGCUACGUCUGAGACCUCCGCCAAGGACGGCGACCAAGAAAUGGAAGACAUUGUCACCUCCAACCCUGAAAAAACAAAGGUGGCUCUGAACAAGAAGGACCAGGAACUUGCUGAGGCGCAGAAGGCUGCUUUGGAUAAAACGAAGCUUGCGGAAGAGAAAAUUCUGCCAAAACUUUGA